AUGGGCGACACGUCGUUCUCGCGGAGGCCGGCGGGCCCGUUGCGCGGCGUGCACUGGGACGGCAUAUACACCGCGCAGCAGAUCGGGUCGUAUAAGCCGGGCGAUCGGAAUUAUUUGUUUGUGGUGGACCGUCUCGGGAAAGAUUUUGGCACCGCACAGGACGAGACGUUGAUGGUGGCGCAGAGUUUGGACAUCGACCACGUCUCGGCCAAGAGGCUUGGGUUCAGGCCUGCCGCCUGGAUUGCACGGUAUGCUGGGGAGGCGGCCAUGGGGGGUGACCGUGAGGAAUUGGAAAGAAAGGGCUUGAUUGAACUGGGCGCUGUGUAUGGGUCGUUGGGCGGCAUGGCGCACGCGGUGGAGGAGGCUUUUUCAAAUGAAACCGAAAAUGCUUGAACAAAUCCGUGCUGUACCUUCAACACAUACUCGGUAUGACACCCUGGCAUAUCAAGUACCUUGGGGUGGUCGGAUGAGUUUGCCAGAACUCAACGGGUAUGAUCCUACCGAUCAUUUGCCCAUGCUGUCGUAGAUGUGAUGGGUCUCCACCACGAGUCAGGAUGGCAACAGCGCCCUGAAUGGAUGCAGGAUCGGCCAGAGCUAGGGAAACACGCGGACCCCCUCGGACAGUCGAAUCGAACAGUAGGACGAUACGAAGGCCCUGUCAACCAGCUUAUGGGUAGAGCGAACACGGGCUACCUUCGACGAG
This is a messenger RNA of Exophiala oligosperma, 703 nucleotides long. RefSeq lists its product as uncharacterized. The coding region runs from base 1 to 393 and encodes 130 amino acids. The transcript has a single exon. The record is from RefSeq and is a predicted model, not a curated record. Lineage: Eukaryota; Fungi; Ascomycota; Eurotiomycetes; Chaetothyriales; Herpotrichiellaceae.